CGCAGAAGAAGCCAAAUCCCCGAGGCCGGUGCCGGGAGUUUGACGUGGCACUCCCGAUAGGCUCGUGCGCAUACUGUCAAUAGUCUGUACGUUCGGCGUCAUCUCGACUUUACAGGAUGAGCCAGCAGGGUUAUGUUGCUACACCUCCGUACUCACAGGCGCAGGCGGGAAUGGGGGGAUACCCCAACGCAUUUGGGGCGCCUCCUCCACAAUCCCAUUAUGGACACUAUGGAGCUCCACCACAGACUUUUCCUGCACAACCUGCAGGUAUUCUCAAACCAGCUGCCUCCUCUCCUUCUGGGAUGCCUCCACCACCGAUGUCUAGCCAAUAUGGAUCCCCUAUUCAACAAAAUGGCGCACACCCACAGAAGUUCCCUCCACCUCCAGCAGCCUCUGCAUCUGCCAUGUCUCCCUAUGGACAGCCCCCUCAAAGACCAUACCACACCAUGGCUCCAGCUGCUCCUUCAGCCCAACAAAUAACUAAUCAGAUGAAUGCUAUGAACAUUGAUGGAUAUACCCAAAGCCCUGUGCAACCUCCCCAGUCUUUAGCAACACCACAGCCUUAUCAAAUGUCUCCACCACCCACAAUGGGACAUCCAACCAUGUCUCCUCCAGGCACGCAACCUCUCUCGAUGGGUACAUGUCCACCAAUGGUAGCAAGUCCACCCAUCAGUGCUACAGGGCCACAGCCAAUGGGAUUAUAUAAUGCACAGCCUCAUUCUCCUCCUCUGAGUGGAGCAGGAUUUCAACAGCCACCCGCACCUCAGGGAUUUCCUCCUCAGCAGCCAGGAUUAUAUGGAGGACAGAUGCCAGGGUCACCGAUGGCAGGACCACAGCCAGGCGCUUUUCAGGGAGGCUUCCCUGGAGGACCUGCCAACAUGGCCGGACCCCCUCAGAAGAAACUCGAUCCAGACUCCAUACCUAGCACAAUACAAGUGAUUGAAAGUGACCAGGCUAAAAGAGGUGGUCAGGUCUACACCACCAAUCUCAGAGGCCAAGUGCCGCCCCUAGUCACAACCAAUUUCACUGUACAGGAUCAAGGAAAUGCUAGCCCAAGGUUCAUUAGAUGUACUACCUACUCAUUUCCCUGUACCUCUGACCUUGCCAAACAAUGGCAAGUUCCUCUGGCGGCCAUCAUCAAACCUUUUGCCACAGUGCCCAAAAAUGAAACUCCACUAUACAUAGUAAAUCAUGGAGAGGCAGGACCCAUACGCUGUAACCGCUGUAAGGCUUACAUGUGUCCCUUCAUGCUCUUCAUCGACGGUGGAAGACGCUAUCAGUGUGGCUUCUGCAGUUGUGUUAAUGAGGUUCCUGUCCAGUAUUUCCAGCACCUGGAUCACAUGGGCAGAAGAGUGGAUGCAUUUGAAAGACCAGAGCUGUCCCUGGGUUCUUAUGAGUUCCUCGCUACACUGGAUUACUGCAAAAACAAUAAGCCUCCCAGUCCUCCUGCUUAUAUCUUUAUGAUUGAUGUGUCCUACAACAACAUAAAGAGUGGACUCGUCAAACUGAUAUGUGAGGAACUAAAGACGCUGCUGGAACGACUUCCAAAAGAAGAGGGAGCUGAGAGCUCAGCCAUCAGAGUGGGCUUUGUCACGUACCACAAGAUUUUGCACUUCUACAAUGUGAAGAGUGCACUAGCACAGCCCCAGAUGAUGGUGGUCUCUGAUGUAGCAGAAAUGUUUGUGCCUCUUCUGGAUGGAUUCCUAGUCAACUUUCAAGAAUCAAGAGCCGUCAUCAACAAUCUGUUGAGCCAGAUCCCUGACAUGUUUUCUGAGUCAAACGAGAGCGAAACUGUUUUUGCUCCAGUUAUACAAGCCGGAGUGGAAGCAAUGAAGGCUGCUGAAUGCAGCGGAAAACUCUUCAUCUUCCAUUCAUCGCUCCCAACUGCAGAGGCACCUGGGAAGCUGAAGAACAGGGACGACAGGAAGCUGGUGAACACAGAGAAAGAAAAAACUCUGUUUCAGCCACAGCGUGGUGUGUAUGAGCAGCUGACAAAAGAGUGUGUGAGCCAGGGAUGUUGCGUGGACCUCUUCUUGUUCCCUAACCAGUAUGUGGACUUGGCCACUAUGGGUGACAUUCCCACACACACUGGUGGCUCUGUUUACAAAUAUAACAACUUCCAGGUUCAGACAGACAGUCAGCAUUUCCUCAGUGAUUUGAGACGAGAUGUGGAGAAGACCAUCGGAUUUGAUGCCAUCAUGCGGGUUCGAACCAAUACAGGUUUCAGGGCCACAGACUUCUUUGGUGCCAUCUAUAUGAACACGACUACAGAUGUGGAGAUGGCUGCAUUAGACUGUGACAAAGCAGUUGCAGUGGAGUUCAAGCAUGAUGACACACUCAGUGAGGAGGCUGGGGCACUUAUACAGUGUGCUGUCUUGUACACCUCCAUCAGUGGUCAGAGACGGCUGCGCGUUCACAACAUCAGUCUGAACUGCAGCUCUCAGCUAUCUGAGCUCUACAAGAGCUGUGAGACUGACGCUCUAAUCAACUUCUUUGCCAAAUCAGCCUACCACGCUAUUCUAAGCCAGCCAGUGCGGACAGUGAGGGAGAUCCUGGUGAGGCAGACAGCCCAUAUGUUGGCCUGCUAUAGAAAGAACUGUGCUACACCUUCUGCUGCAAGUCAGCUGAUCCUGCCUGAUGCUAUGAAGGUGUUCCCGGUGUACAUGAACAGCCUGAUGAAGACUCCAGUUCUGGUGGGAAGCACUGAACUCUCUACAGAUGACAGGGCUUUCCAUAGACUCAACGUCAUGUCCAUGGGAGUGGAGGAGAGCCAGGUCCUGCUAUACCCACAGCUCGUUCCAGUGCACACCAUGGACAUGGCAAGUGAUUCGAUUCCGAGAGCAGUGCGCUGCACUGAGGAGCGUUUGAGUGACGCUGGUAUAUUUUUACUGGAGAACGGCCAGUCUAUUUUCCUGUGGCUGGGCCAGGCCUGUCCUCCUGAGUUCAUCCAGAACUUCUUCAAUGUGCCCUCCAUGGCCCACCUCAGUUCAGACCCGAUUACAUUGACAGAAUUAGACAACGCUCACUCUAGGAAGCUUCACGCCAUCAUUCUUUCCAUCUCCCAGCAGCGGUGCAAGUCCAUGAAGAUGGUGGUUGUGAAGCAGAAAGACAGAUCAGAGAUGCUCUUCCGCCAACUCCUCGUGGAAGAUAAAGGCCUUUAUGGAGGAAAUUCAUACUUGGAAUUCUUAUGCUCUGUUCAUCGUGAGAUAAGGCAGGUCCUGUCCUAACAUACACACAGACUCAUACUGUAUACAAUCACCAGCUCCUUUAUUAGGAACAUUUGUACACCUGCUCAAUCAUUACUUUAAUAACCCUUUAAUAGCAGUUGCUGACCUUGUGCCUCGCUUUACUGCCAUAAUUUACCUUUUUUAAUAAUGGCUACAUCCACCAUGUUGGUGAGCGAAGUCACGGUGCAGAUUCAUCUCAAAACUGGUUCCAUGAAUAUUAACAUGAGUUCAGUGUACUUCAACGGCUUCCACUGUCACUGGAUCUGAAUUUGAUAGAUGUGGUGCAUCUUCAGGAUGUGGGGAAAUGGGAGAUUCGAUGCACAAAUAUGCAGCUGAGAAAUCGCAGAAAAUUGUGUUAUGCAAUCAUGUCAACAUGGACCAGAAUCUCAAAGGAAUGUUUCCAACAACAACUGGAAUCCAUGCCAUAAGAAGAAUGGAUGUUGUUCAAAGAGCAGGGGGAGAGAGAGGGGGUCCUGGGGUUUAAUAAGGAUUAGUAUGGUGUUCCUAAUAAAGUGGUUGGUCAGCGUAUAAACAAAAUGUGUGCAAGACACUACACACAAAGAACUUCUCGCAAUUUCCAGAGCUGCCUUUGAAUGACUGUGCAACUCCAUCGGGAUUUCACAAGUGUUUUUAUUUUCAAUUUUACUCAGAAUUCUAGUUGGGGAUUAAGCUUUGCUUCCUUGUAUGUAAUGCUAUGUAUUAAUGUCUCCUAAUAUAUAAAAUCUUUUUUUUAGAUGACAGAGUAAAGGAAAGGAUUCUCAAAUUGAAAAAAACAUCUCAUCAUUACCAAAGAAUGAGGAAAAACCAUUUAAUUAGUAUUAAAAAAAACACUCAUUAAAUCAGGCCUUUUUGCUUGUAACGCUUAAGAUGAUGGGAAAAACUGUCUAUUAAAUUAAUAGAUUAAAUCAUUGGAUACCUUUAGAAGUACUGUAUAAGAAGCAUUAGAUCAGAUUUAUUAAACUGCAGUUAUUUGAAGCAAUAUUUAUUCAAAACUUCUAAUUGUUUCAUGUGUACCUCCUAAUUCGGUGGUACUUUUGUGUUGGUCAUUCCAGUGUCGUUCAUGACGGACAUUUUGUAAACAAUGAGACAUUUAUUUCGAGUGUUGACUGUAUAGUUCCAGAAACAAAUCACAUACAGUUUAAGGCAUCUUUUUCUGAUGAGCUUUCCAUGCUCACACAAAAUCUCAUCAAGUUCUUCAUAUUCACUAUACCUUAAUAUUAUUUUUACUGGUACAGCACCAGAAGCAGUAUAUUUUAUUACUUCUGUGAUAUAUUUGAAAGAUUAUGGCUUCUAUGUAAACAUAGCUCAGGUAACCCAUUUAGAGAGGUCCAUGUAACUGCUUACACUAGCCUACAGUGUGGGAGUAGACGAGUAGAUGAAUGUGCUGAGAUAAGGAUGCUGUGCCAUAUACAUUCCAGUUUAUAAAUGUCUAGUAUAAAUACUUUUGAUUAAAAAUGGUCUCUUGAAUGG
Molecule: messenger RNA, 4697 nt
Organism: Tachysurus vachellii
Lineage: Eukaryota; Metazoa; Chordata; Actinopteri; Siluriformes; Bagridae
Gene: sec24d
Product: SEC24 homolog D, COPII coat complex component
Exons: 23
Coding region: 117-3227 (1036 amino acids)
Biological process (GO): COPII-coated vesicle cargo loading; intracellular protein transport; endoplasmic reticulum to Golgi vesicle-mediated transport
Cellular component (GO): endoplasmic reticulum exit site; COPII vesicle coat
Molecular function (GO): SNARE binding; zinc ion binding
Source: RefSeq, a predicted model, not a curated record